AUGACAUCUUUAUGGGAGAACUUGAAAGAGGUGGCACAUGGGAUAAACAUACCAUGGUUAGUUAUUGAUGAUUUCAAUGUAGUAAUGGCUCCACAAGACAGAAUGAUUGGGAAUCCAGUGACCUAUGCAGAGACUAAAGACUAUGCUGAUUGUAUGCAAGGCUUAAUGCUGAAUAAACUCCAAUGGAAAGGUGAUUACUACACAUGGACUAAUAAGCAACUUGGCACUGAUAGAAUCUACAGUAGAAUAGAUAGAACAUUUGGGGAUCAUGAGUGGAUGAUGCAGUGGGGGAACUUACUUGUAGAAUAUGAUGUUCCACUCAUAUCAGACCUCUCUCCAAUGGUACUAGCUUUGGCUCAUCUAAAACAGAACAUUAAGAUGCCAUUUAGAUUUUUUAACGUAUGGGCUAAGCAUGACAGCUUCUUACCACUGGUAGAACAAAUAUGGAGGAAUAAUAUGACUGACAACAAGAUGAAAGAUAUAUGGCUAAAGAUAAAAGCUCUGAGUCCUCUAUUAAAGCAGCUGAACAAUGAGGAGUUUAAAUACAUAUCACAAAAGAUUAAGAAGACUAGAGCUGAAUUGAUCAGUACUCAAAAACAAAUUAGUAACAAAUGCUCUGAUGAAUUAGCGAAAAUGGAGAGACAACAACUACACAACUUGGAGAAAUGGUCUAUGAUUGAGGAGCAAGCGAUGCAGCAGAAAUCCCAAGCACAUUGGAUAAGGCUAGGGGAUUCUAAUACAAAAUAUUUCACAGUUAUUGUCAAAUAA
Molecule: messenger RNA, 768 nt
Organism: Nicotiana attenuata
Lineage: Eukaryota; Viridiplantae; Streptophyta; Magnoliopsida; Solanales; Solanaceae
Exons: 1
Coding region: 1-768 (255 amino acids)
Source: RefSeq, a predicted model, not a curated record